AUGGACGAGCAUCUGCGGCAGCAGCAACAGCGGCUCCUGGGGCUCCUGCAGGCCUCCUCGCGGCCCCUCGCCAGCCUCUGGCCGCCGUCGGACGCGUCGGCCGCCGCGGGAAAGGACGCGGGCGGCGGCGCGGCGGCGGCGGCGGUGAGCCCGUGGGACGUCGCGCUGUGCGCCACCGGCACGGCGAUGGCGUGCGAGAACGCGCUGGUGCUGGCCGCGCUGGCGUACGCGCCGGGCCCGCGCGCGCCCGCCUUCCUGCUGGUGGGCAGCCUGGCGCUGGCCGACCUGCUGGCCGGGCUGGGGCUGGUGGCCAACUUCGGCGUGCGGCACCUGCUGCAGGCGCCCAGCGCCACGGCCACGCUGAGCGCGGCCGGGCUGCUGCUGGCCGCCUUCUCGGCCUCGGCCGGCAGCCUGCUGGCCAUCGCGGUGGACCGCUACCUGUCGCUGUGCCACGCGCUCACCUACCGGCCCGAGCGCGCCCUGCCCGGCGCGGCCGCCGCGCUGCUGCUGCUCUGGCUGCUGUGCGCGGCCGCGGGGCUGCUGCCGCUGCUGGGCUGGAACUGCCUGCGCGCGCCGGGCGCCUGCAGCGUGCUGCGCCCCGUCACCAAGGACCACGCGGCCGCGCUGGCCGUGGCCUUCCUGCUGCUCUUCGCCCUCAUGCUGCAGCUGUACGCGCAGAUCUGCAGGAUCGCCGCCCGCCACGCGCAGCAGAUCGCCGUGCAGCAGCAGCAGCUGGCCGCCGCGCAGGCCGCCUCCCCGCGCAAGGGCCUCUCCACGCUCUCGCUCGUCCUGGGCACCUUCGCGCUCUGCUGGAUGCCCUUCGCCGUCUACGCGCUGGUGGCCGACGCCAGCUACCCCGCCGUGUACACCUACGCCCUGGCGCUGCCGGCCGCCUGCAACUCGCUCUUCAACCCGCUCAUCUACGCCUUCCGGAACCCGGACAUCCAGAAGUCGCUCUGGCUGGCCUGCUGCGGGUGCGUCCCGGCGAGGCGCUCGGCCAGGCCCAGGACCUCCAGCGACGUGUGA
This is a messenger RNA of Varanus komodoensis (Komodo dragon), 1026 nucleotides long. RefSeq names its product G-protein coupled receptor 12-like. The transcript has a single exon. Gene Ontology annotation, biological process: G protein-coupled receptor signaling pathway. Gene Ontology annotation, cellular component: membrane. Lineage: Eukaryota; Metazoa; Chordata; Lepidosauria; Squamata; Varanidae. The record is from RefSeq and is a predicted model, not a curated record. The coding region runs from base 1 to 1026 and encodes 341 amino acids. Gene Ontology annotation, molecular function: G protein-coupled receptor activity.